AUGGUCGACAUCUAUACGUCAACAGAACCCACUCCCGAGAGUUCCACUGAUGAGUCGGCCAUAGCUGCAUUCAUGUUCGGGGCGCGAUCGAUUACUGAGCUUACUCGCUUCUCGACUGAACCGCAGAAAAUAUCCAAUAUAUUCUUCUCCAGCGUCUAUUCCUACAAUGAAGUCCUCGAGACCUACUUUCACAAAACCGGUGUCUCCAUUGACUCGGUCUCUUGGUCAAUGAUUCUCGCAAUCGGGAAAGCACUUAUUGCAAAAGCCUAUGUUGUGUGUAAGUAUCCACGCCUCGACUUCGAGACAUUCGACGACGUUCUGCGUUACAAAGCUGCAUCACGAUCUCAGGAGGAAUUUGAUGCUAGAGCUCGUGUAUGGGAGAUCAAGAAGCAGGUCUGGUAUACCACGUUAGAUUUGGGCGUGUCGAGUCUGCCUAAAGCGAAACCUGCACGUAGGACAUAUGAGUAUAUCGUUGACUCUCUCAUUCAUGAAGAGUUCCACAAUAUCUUCCAGCCAUGGGAUGAAAACUUGUUGAGCAAGAAAAGGUAUGCGGGCGGCUCAAAGCAGCAUGUCGCACACACGAAGUAUCUGCAGUUCCAUGGCAAUCUCUGGAGAUAA
Molecule: messenger RNA, 618 nt
Organism: Lithohypha guttulata
Lineage: Eukaryota; Fungi; Ascomycota; Eurotiomycetes; Chaetothyriales; Trichomeriaceae
Exons: 1
Coding region: 1-618 (205 amino acids)
Source: RefSeq, a predicted model, not a curated record